CCCAGACAGACGUCUUGGGAACCAUCAUUGCGACAAUCUGUACAACAAUUCCUAUCAAUCUUCGGAUCCCGCACCGCCUACAUUCCCUCAUGCGGCCUAUCUCCCGUUGAUCUCCUCGAUUUUUUCAUCCUCUAUCUCCGUGGAAACUCCCCAAAUCGUCUCCGGCCUCCACCAACAAACUCGCCCGCUUACAUUCGCGUGGGCCCCUCAAACAUCGCAUCCUCCCACAAUUCCGUCACUCGCACCACCACAAUCCGCCACGACUAGGCAUGUCCGCUAAGUCCAGCGGCGCGAACCCCCACGGAAAUGGGGAUGCGAAGAACCGACACCAACAUCACGAUGGUAGUGCAGGCCGCGCCUACACCGUAGAGCAAAAGGCCGCCGUCAUACGGAUAAAGAGAUGUUCGCCUACGGCAUACUACGAGAUUCUCGGGCUCGAGGAGGUCAAAUCCACGUGCGGGGACAGCGAGAUUAAGAAAUCCUACAGGAAACUGAGUCUGUUGACGCAUCCGGAUAAGAAUGGUUAUGAGGGUGCGGAUGAAGCGUUCAAAUUGGUAUCAAGAGCUUUCCAAGUUCUUUCCGAUCCCGAUAAGAAGGCCAAGUUUGACCGUUUUGGUGGUGAUCCGGAUGCGAGGUUCAAUCCUCAGGCUAGCAGCGGCGGUGGCGGCUCACCGUUCGGCAACUUUGCGAGGUCAGGAGGUGCCCAGAGGGGUGGCAUGUGGGAAGAGGAGAUCUCGCCAGAGGAGAUGUUCAGACAAUUCUUUGGCGGGGGUGGCAUGGGUGGUGGGUUCGGUGGACCAUUCGGUGGCGGCAUGUUCGACACAGGUCCAGGCUUCGUUUUCAACAUGGGCGGAGGUCCUGGAAUUCGUGUACAUCAGUUUGGAGGAGGACGUCCCCGCCGUCGACCCGGAACCGCUCAACCACCAGGCACAGAGCAACAAGGAUCUGUUUCCUCCGCUCUUUCUUCUCUCCUACCGCUCAUUCUCCUUUUCAUCCUUCCGCUGCUCACCUCGCUUUUCGGCGGCUCUUCAACUUCUUCUGGACCCAGUAUAUUCUUCGAGUCGAAAUCUCCAUACACCCAACAUCGCCUCACUGCGAAUCUGAAAAUUCCAUACUACGUCAAUCCCGUCGAAGUCGAUGAUUACAGUCGGAGCAAAUGGAGGAAACUAGACGAAAUGGCCGAGAGGAAAUACGUACACAACAUAAACGUGCGCUGCGAUAUGGAAAACGCACAGCAAGAGCAAAUGAAACAAGACGCACACGGAUGGUUUCUCAUAGACGAAGAAAAGAUGGAGAAGGCGAGGAAGAUGGAUAAGCCGAAUUGCCAGAAACUGCGAGAUAUGGGGAUCCGUUAUUACUAGAGAGGCGGUUGUAUUUUUUCUUUUGAAAGUCGCCAAGAAGCUACAGGUUGAGACAAUGAUGAUGACGACGACGACGUUGGCAUAGCGGCAUUUGGGCUGAUAAUCUUUCAUCUCCGUAUGUUCAAAUAAUAUUUUUUUCUUCUUGGUCAUAUAUGAAUGAAACUUCGUAACUAUGGCAUUUUUAUGCAUUAGGAGGUCUCUAAUUCUUCAAGGAGGCUUCCAUUGCUCUGAGUUUACCGUGAUUGAGCCAAGGUAUAGAGAAGGUACUGUUAAUCAAUCAUUCAUCAAUUGAGUCAAGCGUUA
Molecule: messenger RNA, 1664 nt
Organism: Aaosphaeria arxii CBS 175.79
Lineage: Eukaryota; Fungi; Ascomycota; Dothideomycetes; Pleosporales
Product: DUF1977-domain-containing protein
Exons: 3
Coding region: 270-1361 (363 amino acids)
Biological process (GO): cellular response to misfolded protein
Cellular component (GO): endoplasmic reticulum membrane
Molecular function (GO): Hsp70 protein binding
Source: RefSeq, a predicted model, not a curated record